Messenger RNA from Branchiostoma floridae (Florida lancelet), 979 nucleotides. Its product is annotated as integumentary mucin C.1-like. The record is from RefSeq and is a predicted model, not a curated record. The transcript is spliced from 10 exons. Bases 125 to 964 code for a protein of 279 amino acids. NCBI's taxonomy places the organism in Eukaryota, Metazoa, Chordata, Leptocardii, Amphioxiformes, Branchiostomatidae.
GCAGAUGUGACCGGAUGAAAAGCUACUAUAUAACACGAGGUGGGUGAACUCGAGACAAGCCUCUCACAUGAAGGCUCCUUCAAGCAACACGGAGUAAAGGACUAGCAGAUUGGCAACUUACAAGAUGAUGUUUCUGGUGAUUUUGGCUCUGACAGGAGGUGCCCUUGCUACUGACCCUGAGUGCACGGGAACUGUCGCCGCUAACGGUCAGUCCGGUCGGUGCGUGUACGCAAGCAGCUGUCCAUACACCUACUACAUCUCACACAGGUGCCCCAGCUACGGAAAUAGCGUCAAGUGCUGCUACAACUGCCACCUGGGCGGAUGUUCCUACCCUCCUCCUCCUCCUGUCACACCGGAAACUACGUCACAAGCAACAGCUACAACAACCACAACCCCGACAACCACUACACCGACAACCACAAUCCCUACAACCACAAUCCCUACAACCACGACUCCGGCAACCACAACCGACAUCAGCACUACAACUAUCCCAAUUACAAAAACUACACCUGAAGAUGACCCCGACUGUGCGGACACCCAGGCAGCUAACGGUCAGUCCGGUCAGUGCGCGCACGUGGACAGCUGUCCCUUCGGCUUCUACGUCACCAACAAGUGUCCCGACUACGGAAGCGACAUCAAGUGUUGCUACAACUGUCACCUGGGAGGAUGUUCCCUCUCUGCUCCCACCACCACCUUAACUCCGGCAACAACCACAACAACCACAACCCCGACAACCACAACUGAUAAAACUACAACUAUUGAACCCGAAUGUGCGGACACCCAGGCAGCUAACGGUCAGUCCGGUCAGUGCGCGCAUGUGGACAGCUGUCCCUUCGGCUUUUACGUCACCAACAAGUGUCCCGACUACGGAAGCGACAUCAAGUGUUGCUACAACUGUCACCUGGGCGGGUGUUCCCUGUCAGCUCCCACCACUACCUUAAGUACGCCGUUUCUGUUGUUUUAAUGGAUCAGUUCAAUA